Penicillium angulare is the source of this 1380-nucleotide messenger RNA. Its product is annotated as phosphoserine phosphatase SerB. NCBI's taxonomy places the organism in Eukaryota, Fungi, Ascomycota, Eurotiomycetes, Eurotiales, Aspergillaceae. The coding region runs from base 1 to 1380 and encodes 459 amino acids. Gene Ontology annotation, molecular function: magnesium ion binding; L-phosphoserine phosphatase activity. The transcript has 3 exons. The record is from RefSeq and is a predicted model, not a curated record. Gene Ontology annotation, biological process: L-serine biosynthetic process; dephosphorylation. Gene Ontology annotation, cellular component: cytoplasm.
AUGGCUGAAUCCACCUCCCGCCAACGGCCCUCGCUAGGCCAAAUGCGCAGCUCAUCCUUCAUCCAAGACCACCAACAAUACAAGCCCCCACCCUCAAUCAGCCAGAACAUCGGUGAAGUGCUAGGCUCCUCACUAGAGGAACACCUCACAAUCGCCAACCCAAUCAACCCCGACCCAGAACGCGUCCACGACAGCGGCGUCAUUCACAGCAUCUUCAACCACCAAACUAACCAACUCGAGACCGGCACCCCGCGCAUCGUCGCAACAAUCUUCUACAAAUCCUCUAACCCCGUCCACCCACACUUCCACCCAGAUGCAACCACCGCACCAGGCGAUAAGCUGCCCUCACCCAGGGUUCCAGAGGGCUCCGCCCCAACGGCUGAUAUGGAGAAAAUCCCUCGUGAACCUCCAGUCCCAGAACCAGAGCCGCUGGAUCACAUCUACGGACCGUAUGUGUCGCAGCUCUGCCUGACCAAUUUCCUGCAGACCCUCGAGUCCCUGCCUACACCUUAUCAGCGCAUGAAUACCUCUCACCGCUGUCUGGAUCGAGACGCCCAGCCUCACGUUGUGGAGGUAACAUUCUCUCCCCCGCCAGACCCAGAGUAUCUCUCCUUUGAAGACCUGCGGAAGCACGAGAGUAUCUGGCGCUUCGAGCGCGAGUGGAACGUCGAGGUUGUGUUGCAGCGGGAAAGUGUCUUCCGCAAACAUAAGCGUCUCGUAGUGUUUGAUAUGGACAGCACACUGAUUGAGAACGAGACAAUCGAUGAGAUUGCCAAGUUCAUUGGUGUUGAGAAACAGGUUUCCGAAAUCACCGAACGCGCAAUGAACGGCGAGCUAGACUUCUCAGCAUCCCUAAAAGAGCGUGUCAGCCUCCUAAAGGGAGUCCCCGCCGACGUCCUCAAAAAGCUCGAACACAUCCUGAAAAUCGCACCCGGUGCGCGCGAGCUCUGCGCCUCCCUAAAAGCACUAGGCUACAAGAUGGCCGUAGUGAGCGGUGGAUUCCAGCCUCUAGCCGAUUGGCUAGCAGGUCAACUAGGACUGGACUACGCAGUCGCAAACCACCUUGAAAUUGACACCGCGACAAAUACCCUAACCGGUAGACUGGUCGAGUCGAAACCUAUCAUCGACGCUGCGCAGAAGCGUUCCCUUCUCAAGUCUAUCGCUGCCGAGAACAACAUCCCUAUUGCCCAGACACUGGCUGUUGGAGAUGGGGCUAACGACCUUUUGAUGCUCCACGAGGCCGGUCUUGGUGUUGCUUGGCGCGCUAAGCCUAAGGUGCAGCUUGAGGCGCCUACUCGUGUUAACGGAGAGAGUCUUGUUGAUAUUCUUCACUUGAUCGGAUUGGAGAAGGAGGAUAUUGCCGAGCUUAACAAGAUAUAG